This is a messenger RNA of Meriones unguiculatus (Mongolian gerbil), 3415 nucleotides long. It is a transcript of the gene Ing3, whose product is annotated as inhibitor of growth family member 3. The transcript has 12 exons. Gene Ontology annotation, cellular component: NuA4 histone acetyltransferase complex. The coding region runs from base 162 to 1421 and encodes 419 amino acids. Gene Ontology annotation, biological process: regulation of DNA-templated transcription. Lineage: Eukaryota; Metazoa; Chordata; Mammalia; Rodentia; Muridae. The record is from RefSeq and is a predicted model, not a curated record.
UUUGCUUUUUUUUUUUUUUUUUUUUUUUUUUUUUCCCUUUGCCGGAGUCGAGCGGGUGCUGCUAGCGGAGGCGCCAUAUUGGAAGGGACAAAACUCCGGCGACAGCGAGUGACACAAAUAAACCCCUGGACCCGUUCGUCUCCGCAUCAGUCAGGGCCGCGAUGUUGUAUCUAGAGGACUAUUUGGAAAUGAUUGAGCAGCUGCCGAUGGACCUGCGGGACCGCUUCACGGAGAUGCGCGAGAUGGAUCUGCAGGUGCAGAAUGCAAUGGAUCAACUAGAGCAAAGAGUCAGUGAAUUUUUUAUGAAUGCAAAGAAGAAUAAACCGGAGUGGCGAGAGGAGCAGAUGGCAUCCAUUAAAAAAGACUACUAUAAGGCUUUGGAAGAUGCAGAUGAGAAAGUACAGUUGGCAAACCAAAUUUAUGAUUUGGUAGAUCGCCACUUGAGAAAGCUGGACCAGGAACUGGCUAAGUUUAAAAUGGAGCUGGAAGCGGAUAAUGCUGGAAUUACGGAGAUACUAGAGAGGCGAUCUUUGGAAUUAGAUGCUCCUUCCCAGCCAGUGAACAAUCACCACGCUCAUUCACACACUCCUGUGGAAAAAAGGAAAUAUAAUCCAACUUCUCACCAUACAGCAACAGAUCAUAUUCCUGAAAAAAAAUUCAAAUCUGAGGCUCUCCUGUCUACCCUUACAUCUGAUGCUUCUAAGGAGAACACACUGGGUUGUCGAAAUAAUAAUUCUACAGCUUCCUCCAACAAUGCUUACAAUGUGAAUUCAUCCCAACCCCUGGCAUCCUAUAAUAUUGGCUCCUUAUCUUCAGGGACUGGCGCAGGGGCAAUCACCAUGGCAGCAGCUCAGGCAGUGCAAGCAACAGCACAGAUGAAAGAAGGACGAAGAACAUCAAGUUUAAAAGCCAGUUAUGAAGCAUUUAAGAAUAAUGACUUUCAGCUGGGAAAAGAAUUUUCAAUGCCCCGAGAAACAGCUGGCUAUUCCUCCUCGUCGGCACUCAUGACAACCUUAACCCAGAAUGCCAGUUCCUCAGCAGCCGACUCACGCAGUGGCAGAAAGAGCAAAAACAACACCAAGUCUUCAAGCCAGCAGUCCUCCUCUUCCUCUUCCUCCUCUUCCUCCUUAUCUUUGUGUUCGUCAUCAUCAACUGUCGUACAAGAAGUUUCCCAGCAAACAACAGUAGUGCCCGAAUCUGAUUCCAACAGUCAAGUUGAUUGGACUUACGACCCAAAUGAACCUCGAUACUGCAUCUGUAAUCAGGUAUCCUAUGGCGAGAUGGUGGGAUGUGAUAACCAAGAUUGUCCAAUAGAGUGGUUCCACUAUGGGUGUGUUGGCUUGACAGAAGCGCCCAAGGGCAAGUGGUAUUGCCCACAGUGCACCGCGGCCAUGAAGAGAAGAGGCAGUCGGCACAAAUAGAGAUGCUUCGCCGCAGGGUGGAAGGGCUUCAGCUCGGCGUUUUAUACAGGACUCCAGAAAGAAAGACACGAGAACGAAGAAACAACUCAUUUCCAGGCAACCACUUAGAGGAUUCACAUAGACAAUCCUAUAAGAUCUUGAACUUGAAUUUUAUGAGUUGUAUUUUAAUAAUGUAAGUAAAUUAUUUAUGCACUCCUGGUGUGCUAUGAAUAUUAUUCCAGUUAGCCUUGGAUUAUUUCUGUGGCCAACAUAUGCAGACAUUUGUACUCCUCAACCAUUUUCUCAAAGUAAUGGGCAUUCUAUAAUUUAAACUUCAAAGAAUUCCAACGAUGAAGAUUUUAAGAAAGUAUUUUAUAUCCAACAGGUAUAUUCUGCUGCAUGUACUGUACUCCAGAACUGUUAUGUUACACUGUAUAUAAAUGGUUGCAAAAAACAAAACAAAAACAAAAAUAUGUCAGUCCUUCUAAAAAGGAUUUAAGAUAAUGGUUUUUAAGAUGCCUUUAUAAGCUUUGUUUCUUUGUGAAACUCAUUCAGCAGGCUGAAGGAAUUGGGUCAUGUGAUGAAGUGGGCUGGUGUCCUCUAGAGUACCUGGGUACAUAACAGAAACUCCUGUAGGUGAAACCUGAUUCGUGCCAUUAGUCUAUAUGUCUCUGCAUCCAGAUAGAGUGCAGCUCAAGAGGGUGGGGGUGGGGGUCUCUGGGGGAAAGGGCGUUAAAGUGAUACAUUUUUAUACCAAAUGUGUUUAUUUUUUUGUGCGAGUAAUCCUUAAAUUGGAAUUGUAUUAGGUGUUAAAAUAAAGUUUUUAAAAAAAUAACUUGUAUUUAUACUUUACACAUUUAAUUAUGAAAAUUUCUUAAUUGCAAUUUAUUUCUAAUUUUCAUACUCAAAAAUAUUAGACGUUGGCAUGCAGAAUGCUAUGUAAUCUAUGAUUUCUAUAAUAACGGUUGGAAAUUGUGUUAUGAGAAUAAGGGAAGGGCAUUUUAAAUGUAAAUUUGAAGUGUCAAAUGUAUUUUUCUACAUCAUUUCUCGGCUUUGGCUCUAAGGACAUAAAAGGAACGUAAUUACAGCAGAUACAAUGAAAAUACUGGCUGUAGAUCUUUGGACUGGCAGCACUGUGGUCAGUAUGACUACAGAGACCUGAAAAUUUGGCUCCAUUUUUAAUUCUGUGGCGUAGUUAUGUGGCAGUUAAUUCAAGUCUUAAGUCACUCUGGGCUUUGUGAAACCAAAGUAAUGCCGCUUGCGGGAUGUCUUCAAAGCACUCCCAAGGUCUCGUUCUAUAGGUGCUAUUUAGAUGAUGGACUCUGCAUAGUAAAGGGUUUGUUUGAAAUAUGUUCAGUAGAUGGGUGGAAAAACUGUUGAAACUUCAAAGAUGGUUAUUAUAGCAUACUUCUUUUAUAUUGAAAUGUACGAAAUCCAUCAGAUUUGUGCUUUAAUGAAGCCCGUUUAUGAAUCUUUUAGAGCUUACUCGAAAGGCAGUGUUAAAUAUGUGUAGUGCUACCUAAAGGAUAUUGAUGGAUUGUAGGAGCCUCGCCCAGCUGUAAGUUCCGGGAGUGCCGAGCGGCCAUAGGUUACCUUUAUAACUGUUGUCAGCCCUGAAGACAGGCUCAUCUGGGCCCUGGGAUUUAAUAUCUUCAAGGAUGUGAUAGUGUUCUCAUGAAGCUUUUGUAAUCCUUUGAGCACUGUGUACAGCUGUGCUCUAUUAGCCCAGUCCUGUGCUAUCUGGAGAUGCUUAGCUGAAAGGCAUUUCAUUCUGUAGUCACACUGUGAGUCUUCUAGACUCCGUCGCUCUUAGAGCUGGCGCGAGGACAUCGCCGUAUUUUGCGAGAGCGUUCCUUGUGAAGUCGGGAGCACCCCUGCCUUCAGCUGGAACAGAUCCUCUUCCUUUCUAAGUUCUAGUUACUGAGUCUCUUAGAAAUCACGGUAGCAAGCUCUGAGCUCAAACACUGACUCUCCUAUGAACUAUAUAAGGAAAUACACCAAAAUUUUACAUUAAA